GGUCUUUUAUCCAGAGACAUUCGCGCUCCUGGGAAACGGUGCCCUGGAAAACCGGCCACCUUUCCACCCUCUCCAAUUUGGGACAUCCGUUCAACCAUUUGCUGGCGGUUACUCGAGGAACUCUAUAGUCUACAUUCCUGGCCUUGCUUAGGCCAUUCAGGCACGCGACGCGCCUUGAACUCUUUUCUGAACUCUUGUUUCUGCUUGCCCUCUCUUCUCUGAGAAUCGUAAUGGCCUCGACUUGCACAAACAUUGACGUGCAACCUCGAAAAGACCGUGAACUAGGAGAGACUGAAGAUAUGAGAUCUCAGAACAACCUCACCGUUGAAGUCGAUUGCUCCUCAUUGGGUUCUAACGAGUGCCCUUCAAUGAGCUCCAGCUUCUCUCCCAUGGACUCCCCCACUCCAACCCCAACAAGUAUCUAUAGCCAGGGGUCGCUGGCCUCCCCCGGUUGGCAAGAUGCUAGCUCAUACCCAGGCCAUGGAUACGAGCGACAUACCGGAACUACCCCUAUGCGGAGUGCCUUUCGUUUAGCGGGAAUGACCUCGAAUGAAAACAUGAGCAUGGCUUAUGGUGGCAUGGAGGCACAGGAACGCGCCCCCCUAAUGCCGGACUUUCUGUCUGGGUACGAUGAAAAUGUGGAACAAUUCUGGAUCCCCUCCGAUGCACCAAAGGCGUAUGAGGGCGGGUCGCACUCCCUUCCAUAUCCUCAUACUAUGGCUCAAUGCCCGCCUAUGGUUCGCAGCAACUAUCGGCCUCAUGCGGCCUACCUACCAGAGUCCGCCACUAAUCCUUGCCUCUCCCGAUCUAUCUUCCACCAGCCUGAGCGUGUCCCGACAUCCAUGUCCAUGGGGAACAUGAUGCCGUGGAUACCACAGGCCACUGAAUCAAUUGCGCCCCAGACAAUUGCACCGUCCCAAGUGGGUCCUGUAACUCCUCCGCCCUCGUACUCUGAGUUCCCUGCGUCAAUUCACACCUUCAAAACACACAGCCCGGGUACCCCGCUUCGAUCAUGCUCACUUGGCACUGCAUCUGGUCCGGAUACGCCCAUGAGCCGCCUCUCCGGGGGUGCGGGUGACUAUCUCGAUGAUCUCCAGCAGUCACCGCCAUUCCGCGAUGGCCUCGCUCGUCUUCCACGCCAGCCCUCAAGGAAGAUGAUCCGAAAGCAAUCUUCCCGUCAGAACAUGUCGCUAGAGAAUCUGCCAUCUAUUAUAAAACAGGUACAGUUCAAGUGCAAAGAGCCUGGCUGUAAAGGCCGGUUUAAGAGACAGGAGCAUCUCAAGAGACAUAUGAAGAGCCAUUCCAAGGAGAAGCCCCAUGUCUGCUGGGUCCCUGGUUGUCAUCGUGCCUUCUCCCGCAGCGACAAUCUCAAUGCUCAUUACACCAAGACACACAGCAAGCGGGGUGGUCGUAAUCGAUACGUUGCCACACUGGACGAGACCAGUCAGGACUACGAUCCGGACUUCCGGGGCCAGCUCACUGCUGACGGGCGACCCAUUCGUGGCUCAACGUUGGACGACCCCAUGCCGGAUACCCGUGAAUACAGUGUCGACGUGUUGGAUGAUUGAAUCAGUACGAAAAGAUAUUAUGGGUGGAUCGCAAUAUGAUACCCUUUGGCACCCUAAUUUCAUUCUGUCUUUAGAAGGCUACAGACGUAUGGGGUCCGGUAGACCUUGGUCGGCGCUUCGCGGCGUUUUCUGUAAAACAGUUUUGCUUAUAUUCCACUGACGUUACUUGAUAUUAUUUCUUUCUCUACCCCUUCAGCUUGAAAUCCUUUUUUUUUUUUUUAAUGUGAACAUUGCAUCCUUUCCUUUGUCUUUUUCUUUUCUCCUUUGUUGGUUCUUGGAGAGGCUUUCCAUCUACGCACUUCGAAUAAUACGACAUCAUUGGGAGGGAGUGAAACCAAAAAAAGGGGGGUAUUGUACGCUGAGGGGUGGCCCUGUCGAGUAUUUUGAUCUGAUUGAUCCAUUGACUGCUCAGCAC
This is a messenger RNA of Aspergillus alliaceus, 1983 nucleotides long. RefSeq names its product C2H2 type transcription factor BrlA (gene brlA). Gene Ontology annotation, molecular function: DNA-binding transcription factor activity, RNA polymerase II-specific; RNA polymerase II cis-regulatory region sequence-specific DNA binding. The coding region runs from base 231 to 1568 and encodes 445 amino acids. The record is from RefSeq and is a predicted model, not a curated record. Lineage: Eukaryota; Fungi; Ascomycota; Eurotiomycetes; Eurotiales; Aspergillaceae. Gene Ontology annotation, cellular component: nucleus. The transcript has 2 exons. Gene Ontology annotation, biological process: regulation of transcription by RNA polymerase II.